Molecule: messenger RNA, 1605 nt
Organism: Pestalotiopsis fici W106-1
Lineage: Eukaryota; Fungi; Ascomycota; Sordariomycetes; Amphisphaeriales; Sporocadaceae
Exons: 4
Coding region: 1-1605 (534 amino acids)
Source: RefSeq, a predicted model, not a curated record
AUGGCAGACUGGGCUUCUACAUUCAAGAAACUGGCCCCGGUGGUCGUGGCAGCUCUGGCGACGGCUCCUGUUGACGCACAGUUAUACAAUAGCAUUGUCCAGACAUCUCUUGGUCCCGUUCAAGGUUUCAAAUACUUCAACGACUCCAAUAUUACCGAAACAUACUUCAACCUGUCCGACAGCACCGUGACGGCCUUUUUGGGCGUCCCUUUUGCUGCCGAUACGGGCUACCAAAACAGAUGGAAGCCGGCUCAGCCUCGUGAGCCGUGGAACACCACGUUUGCGGCGACUUCAUUUGGCCCCGCAUGCCCUACACUCUACGCAGAGGACUAUAGCGAAGACUGCCUGAGCCUGAACAUUUGGACCAAUGCCAACUCCUCCAGCGACAAGCUGCCCGUCCUUGUGUGGAACCAGGGAAGUGAUGAGACAAGCGACAAUACGUGGUGGUACGGUGGAGGAAUGGCUUUGGAAAAUGUUGUCAUGCUCAACGCCGAGGGCCUUGAGCUGACUGGCUACAAUACCUCGGGCAACUACGGUGUUCUUGAUGAGCUGGAAGUCCUAAAGUGGGUGCAAAAGAAUAUUGGCAACUUCGGAGGUGACCCCGACCGUGUCACCAUUGCCGGUCAAUCAUUUGGAUCUGCUCAGGUCUACCAUGCCGUGAACAGUCCUCUCUUUAGUGGCUACUUCCACGGUGCCAUUUCCCAGUCAGGAAUCCGAUAUCCUUACGAUACCCUGCUCGCGGGCCUGGCCACGCAGUAUGUUCCCAUGGAAAAGGCCCUGUCCUUUGGACUCAACUACACGGCAUCGCACAAUGUCACGAGCGUGGCCGAGCUACGCAACCUUUCCCUUUCGGACAUUUUGAUCGGCUCGGCAGACCGCGACACUAGUAUCUGGAACAUAACCGCCCUCUCCUGCGGAAACCCUCUCAUCUUCAAGCCCGCUCUUGACGGUUAUGUCCUGCCCAUGAAGUACAUUGACCAGCUCAAGGCCGGCCCCGCGAAUGACGUGCCGCUGAUCACGGGCAACACCAAGGAUGAAAGCGGUGCUGCUACCACGACUAAUUUUACUGUCGACGAGUACACCGAGUACUAUACCGAAAAGUACGGCAACCUGUCCUCGCGAUACUUUGAACUGUAUCCCGUUGACGACAAUGCAACACUUGGUGACAUGGCGUGGAAUGCGGCAGCACGAGACACUUCGCUGGUGAGCUCCUGGGCAUAUGCCAAUGGCUGGAUUCAGUCCGCCGAGAGCCCAUUCUACACAUACUACUGGGACCAUGCGCCACCGGGUCAGACUGCAGGAGCUUUCCACCAGAGUGAAAUCAUGUACGCCCUCAAUGCUCUCUACGCCAACGGAGAUCAGUACCCCUUUACCGAAGAGGACUUGGCAAUCGACAAGAAAAUGACUGCGUACUGGACCAAUUUCAUCAAGACUGGAAACCCGAACGGCAACGGCACGUCUGGAGAUCUUGCUCAUUGGUAUCCCAAUGAUGGUACCAGCAACUAUGUGAUGCAUCUGGGAGACGGUUGGGGUAAUCACACUCUUGCCAAGCCUGAGCAGGUGACUUUUAUCAUGGAUUACUUUGGCCAGCAGGUCCCAUACUAG